Molecule: messenger RNA, 2873 nt
Organism: Rhineura floridana
Lineage: Eukaryota; Metazoa; Chordata; Lepidosauria; Squamata; Rhineuridae
Gene: ACP5
Product: acid phosphatase 5, tartrate resistant
Exons: 5
Coding region: 206-1177 (323 amino acids)
Biological process (GO): bone resorption
Molecular function (GO): ferric iron binding; ferrous iron binding; acid phosphatase activity
Source: RefSeq, a predicted model, not a curated record
UACUCCCCUGACUAGUAUAGGCGGGAACUACCUCCCUCUCCCAGUUUCCUGUUUCCAGUGCCUGAUAAAAUGUUCCUCCCUGCAGUGGAGGUGCUUCAGUUGCACUGGAAUGACAGAUGCUCACCAGUGAGAGUGGCUCUGAGAUAAUAACCAAGACGAUCUGAGCACACAAAGUUUCAACAAGGUUUUAUUAACGAAGACAACAAUGAUGAGCUUGCUGUACCUCUUGGGACUCUUCCUGGCUGCUUCAUCAAGCCUUCAUGCUGGCUCCUCCCUGCGCUUCAUUGCUGUUGGAGAUUGGGGUGGGGUCCCCAAUGCUCCUUUCUACACAGCCCGUGAGGCAGCUGUAGCCAAUGAGAUGGGACGCACAGUAGCUUCAUUGGGAGCCGACUUCAUCUUGUCCCUUGGAGACAACUUCUACUACAGUGGUGUGAAUGAUGUCUAUGACAAGCGCUUUCAGGAGACCUUUGAGUCAGUUUUCCAGGCACCCGUAUUGCGCAAGGUGCCGUGGUAUGUGCUGGCUGGCAACCACGACCAUUCAGGGAAUGUUUCUGCACAGAUUGCCUAUAGCAAGAUCUCCAAGCGUUGGCAUUUCCCCAAAUACUACUACAAGCUGAGGUUCAAGGUGCCUGGAAGCAAUAGCACUGUUGCCAUCCUCAUGAUAGACACUGUGACUAUCUGUGGUAAUUCAGAUGACUUCCAGAGUGAGAAGCCCCUGCGUCCACGGGAUGUAGGCAUGGCCCGUAGCCAGCUGUCCUGGCUCCGCAAACAGAUGGCCAACUCCCAGGAUGACUACUUGCUGGUGGCUGGGCACUACCCAGUGUGGUCUGUGGGAAAGCAUGGCCCCACAACAUGUUUGAUCAAGCAACUACAGCCGCUGCUGCUGAAAUACAAGGCCACAGCCUACUUGUGUGGCCAUGAUCACAACCUGCAGUACCUACAAGACAAAACUGGCUUGGGCUAUGUGCUGAGUGGAGCAGGCAACUUCAUGGAUGACUCCAAGCAACACCUUCACGAGGUCCCUGCUGGUUAUCUACGUUUCUUCUAUGGCCAUACCUCUUCUCAGGGAGGCUUUGCCUACAUUGAGAUUAACGGCAAAGAGAUGAGCAUUACCUACAUUGAGGGCAAAGGCAAGUCACUCUACAAGACCUCUCUGCCUAGGCGGAGAUGUUUCUGAAGACAAUUCAAUAUCCUGGCUUGUUGGGAGGAGCACUGCUGGCAUCCCUGGCACACAUGCACGCUUCUUUAAUCUAAGCGGGGAAUUAGCAUUGGUGGGGAGUGCAACUGUCCAGACAGAGCUCUAUCAUCUCAUAUUUUGAGAGGUACUGCCACUGCACUCUUACCCAGACUUCAAAAUGCCAUGCAUACAAAACCAGUGGGUAUAUGUUUCCAUCUUCCUUCCAGUAGAUCUUCCUAUCUUCCACGUCCAAAAUACUCCUUUCUGCAUGCUGCAUCUGAAGCCCCAAAUGUGCCUCUGUAGCUCCUGCCCAAAUCUUGAGAACAUAUCAGAUCAAGAGUUGUCACUGUCCAACUUAAUUGCUGGUGGCUAUGAGCCUUUGUAUGGUAAAAACCAUAGGUGUUCAACAUUUUAGGCAAGGCUCACUGCAAGAAUUGAGGAACAAGCAGUAGCAGACAAAGAUCAAAGUCUUGCCCAGCUGAACUGAAAUGCACAACCUUGUUUCUAGCCUUUGUUCCAGCUUUAGGGUACAGUCUGCAUGCAGCCGUGCUAUGCUAGUUGCUGCUGCUGCUGGAGAAAAAUGAAAAGAACUUAGAAUUGCUAUCUAAUCCUCACCCACCUGGUCAGGGCUUUUAAUAGCUGCCUAUCAUGCAGACACAGGAAAAGAUGGCAACCACAGAAUAAUUGGACGGCACCCAGAAAUUAUUCCUUGCUCUCCUAGUAUGAAAGAAAAGCACAGAUAAUUCCAUAGCUUACUAUAUAGCUUGUUCCUACAGUAUGGUAGAAACAUACCCUUGUACCAAGUACCUUAGAAGCGAUUGUCAGUUCUUGGGACUGCCAUUAAUUCUCAGAAUCAUCUUUUGCCUAGUUAAGAUCCCCAUCCUGAAACUAUCUGCCAGGUCAUCUGUUUCAGGCAAAGAUAGUGAGACUCAGCCAGCUGAUUAGGAUUGGGCUGAAAAUUAACUUUGCUGUGUCUGAGCUGCAUCUAGUAAACUUGGGAAGUGUUUGGAUGCAGCUGAAAUUUGGACCAAAAAUAGCAAAGGUUUUGUGGAGUCUUCCCUACUCCCAGAUUCCUGAAUAACAGCACAACUCAUCUAUUUCCCCUUACUUUUCAGGUACAUGAUCCUCCCCUAUGCACCUUUUAUGUAGAAUUCUGUACCACACACUCUAGCCUUGCAGCAGGAAAUUUUCUGUUGUUGACAAACAACUCCCAUAGAUCAGGAGAUGGUGGUGACUGAGAAAAGAGUGGGUAUGUGGAACACCCAGGAAACCAAGCAGGAAACAUAAGGUCCCAGAGCCCAUUCCUUGCUCACUUUAAUAAUUUUACAUUGGGCUUAAUGAUUCAAUCACUCAUCAUAUCCUAGUGAAACAACACUUUGUGUGUGUAGAGAAUGCCAGUACCAGUGCAUGCCAAAAGGGGAAGAGAUCCAUCUGUCUUCUAAAUGGAUUGAUGACUGAUCUCUUCCUUUCUGGAUUUUUCUUUUGACUCUUCUUUGUAUUUGAUUCUGCUCCAAACAUUAGCUGGUCUUCUGCAUUUCAAAACCGUUCACAAUGUUUAUCUGCAAGAUCUAUGAUUCUACACAACCAGAAUCCAGUUUUAUUCUGUAUAUGGGCUCCUUAGAUUUGUUUUAGGAGUUAACAGAAUCUUCUAAUGUUUUCUUGUGACUAGCUUUUCAAUAAAUGACUUUUAAUUGUU